CCUGGUUCAAACUAUCUACGAAGAGUGACAACCAUUUUCACUAGCCGGGUUCAAGAAUUAAUGGCGGACACACUAACUCACUGCAACAAUUAACACCUUCCCAAUAUUCAAACCCUAGAAUUUUGUUUGGAGGUGAGUAAGUUGUUAGCUCUCCCCAAUGGCGGAGCAAAAUUUCAAUGGUGCCAGUGCAGAUGUUAGUCUUCCUCAGAAGCUUAACGAAAUGAUUGCCGAUGGCUCACCGGACUACAAUUCUUGGAGAUCGUUGAUUUUAGAGAUCGUAACUGCAAUUCCAGAGGAUAUAAAUACUAUUUCCUUAGCGUACGACUCGUUUUUGUCAAUAUUCCCGUUGUGUCAUUGGCAUUUGGAGAAGUAUGCGUUUCAAAAGGCGAAGUUGUGCGGCCCUCAAGAAGCUGUUAAUAUUUACGAGCGAGGAGUGGAAACGGCAAUGUUUUCAGUCGGUUUUUGGGUUGACUAUUUUAUGUUUGGCACAACAUGUUUUGAACCUGAGGAAGUCCGUCGAUUAUUUGGAAGAGCUAUAUCAUUUGUCGGAAAAGAUUACUUUAGUCAUGCCCUAUGGGAUAAAUACAUGAAAUAUGAAUUUAAUCAGGAGGGGUGGAGCUUUCUUGCUCAGAGUUACAUCGAAGCACUGAGAUUCCCUACGAAGAAGCUGCAGUUUUAUCAUGAUAACUUUAAGCAAUUUGUCGCCAAUUUGGAAGAGGAAAUAGGACAUGAAAGAAACAACGGAGAGCAGGUCUCUGUUCCUUGUGCUGAAAUAAAAAUAUCCAGUAAAGAAAUCUCUCUCGUCGUCAAGGAUUUGCUAGAUUCUUCCGAUAAGUCCCUCAAAUCAAAAGCACUGGAUAGAUAUAUAUCUAUUGGAGAUCAAUUCUAUCAAGAAGCACGCAAAAUGGACGAGAAAAUAAUGUGCUUUGAGACAAAAAUUGUAAGGCGGUAUUUUCAUGCAACUCCUCUUGAGGAGAAUCAACUGAGUAAUUGGCAUGUCUAUCUGGAUUUCAUUGAGACGCAAGACAAUUUGGACACGGCGGUUAAACUGUACGAGAGAUGCUUGAUUCCAUGUGCGAAUUACCCUGAAUUUUGGAUGCGUUAUGUGGAGUUUCUGGAAAGUAAAGGAGGGCGUGAGAUGGCUAUUUCUGCUCUAAAUCGAGCAACUCAAACAUUUCUAAAGGAUGUGGCACAAAUACAUUUGUUCAGUGCAAGGUUUAAGGAGCGGAUAGGAGAUAUCAAUGGUGCUCGUGCUGCACUGAUUCUUUGUGAUACAAAAAUUGACUCCAACUUCAUUGAUAACAUCGUAACCCUAGCUAACCUCGAAAGACGUCUGGGAAAUAAUGAAGCAGCUUCUGCUACGUAUGAGAAAGCACUAAAAAAGGCGAGGGAGGCACAAAAGCUACAUGUUCUUCCCACUUUGUAUUCUCAAUUCGCCCGUCUCACCUUCUUGAUAACAGGUAGUGCAGCAGUUGCUAGAGAUGUAUUAAUCGAAGGCGUGCGACAAGUGCCUCGUUGCAGAUUCCUCUUAGAGGAAUUGAUCAAAUUUGCAAUGACUCAUGAAGGUGAAAGACAAGUACAUAUUAUUGAAACCGUAAUAACUGAUGCCAUUUCUAAUGGAUUAGACGAGUACGGAGUUUUGAAUGCCAAAGAUCGAGAGCAAAUAUCAUGCUUGUUUUUAGAGUUUGUCAACCUUUGUGGAACUACUCAUGAUGUAAGAAAGGCUUGGAACCGUCACAUUAAACUGUUUCCCCAGUUCCUAAGAAAGCACUUUACAUCACAAAAUUACUCGAUAGAUUUAGUCAAGGACCAAACACGAAAGGUAUUGCCUCAGAGGGACCAAAACGAAAAUGCUGAGGAAACUGUCGAAGUGCUGUCUACGAAAGCUGUUGUUUUGUCCGAUGAAGAUGCAGUUUGUCAUAAUCUCUCGAACCAAUCUAUAGAGAAACCAACAAAAAUGGACAUUAGUGAUGAAAUAGCCAAUAAACAGCAGUCCAACGGAAAUUCUUUGAGCCCUCACGAGUCAAUUCACGAGGCUGGAAAGUCAACGGAAACGAGCGAGCCAAUUGAAGCCUCUCCCGCUGCUAAUUUAGACCAUCCAGUUUCUUUGGACAAGAUUUCCUUGAAAUCUCCGGAAAAGGAACCACCGUUUCAUAGUGAACCGACAAAAAUACACAGAGAUCAAGAACAGCCUUCGCAACCAGGGGCCGUUGAGGAAAAUAAAGAAACUUCGGGGACUGUUUCUGCAAUAUCUUAUCCUCAACAAGAACAGCAGAGCAUGGCUAUGAACCAGAUGAUGCAGUAUUAUUACCAACAGCAGCAAUUAUAUCAGCAGCAACAGCAGCAGCAACAAAUGUACCAGCAGCAUCCUUACUACCAAAUGCAGCAGCCUUAUUACACGAAUCAGCAAACCAAUCAACAGCCGACACAUCAGCACCAGCAAAAUCCACAAUCUCAGGACAUUGCUUACCAAUUAGCGUAUCAACAAAACGUAACACAAGGGCAGCAGCAGCAGCAACAGCAGCAGCAUAUGCUUUGGCAGCAGUACCAGCAAUAUCCGGGCUAUCAGUACCAACAGUACCCGAACGAAGGGCCUAUCCAAAAUCAGCAUCAAAUAGUCAUUUCGAAAGAAAUUCCAGCUGAAAAUGUUUCGAAAACUUCGGCCCCGGAAUAUGAUGGUGCAUCAAGACUUUCUGAAUCUCCACAUCUUAAGGUUCAAUCACCUCAUUAAUGGAUCUUGAUUAUCUAUUUACAAGUAAUAAAUAAUUAAAUCAAAAAAGGGUUUAGUAUAUUUGCCAAUUUGUUUUUCAGUAAUCUAUUUAUCUUGUUUAGUGAAAUAUUUAAAUCUUUUCUGAUACUAUAUCUAACGAAUUGCAUUAUAUGUAUAAUAUUGUGCUGCAAUUAUUACAGCAUUUGGACUUU
This is a messenger RNA of Erythranthe guttata (spotted monkey flower), 2922 nucleotides long. RefSeq names its product Tetratricopeptide repeat (TPR)-like superfamily protein (gene PRP39-2). NCBI's taxonomy places the organism in Eukaryota, Viridiplantae, Streptophyta, Magnoliopsida, Lamiales, Phrymaceae. Gene Ontology annotation, molecular function: pre-mRNA 5'-splice site binding; protein binding. Gene Ontology annotation, cellular component: U2-type prespliceosome; commitment complex; U1 snRNP. The record is from RefSeq and is a predicted model, not a curated record. Gene Ontology annotation, biological process: mRNA 5'-splice site recognition; RNA processing.